AUGGGUAAUAAAAUCAGCGACGAGGUUUACCCAGUUAACGUCAAUCGAGCAUUAGUACAAGAAGCUGUAGACAUGCUAUUCAUUGAGAAAGAUCCCACUAAAUUGAUACGUACACGAGCAGUCAUCGUUGUGUACGAUGGCGCAUUAAUUGCCGAACGAUAUGGCACCGGUUAUUCCCGAUCAACGAAAUUUUUAGGUUGGAGUAUGACAAAGAGUAUUAUCAGUGCAUUAGUCGGCAUCCUCGUCAAAGACAACAAACUGAAUAUUGAUACACCUGCACCAGUACCGGAAUGGAAUAAUACUGAUGAUCCUCGACAUUCAAUCACAAUCAAACAUUUGCUGCAACAAAAUAGUGGCUUAGAUUUUGUCGAAGAUUAUUAUUCAAAUAGUGAUGUUACUCAAAUGUUAUUCAACACCGGCGAUAUGGCUGCAUUUGCUGCUUCACAUGCACUAAAACAUAAACCAGGAACGUAUUGUUACUAUACUAGCGGAAAUACAAAUAUACUAUCGCGCAUUAUUCGACAUACUGUUGGCGAACAGGACUAUCAUUCAUUUCCCUAUCGGGCUCUGUUUCAUAAACUUGGCAUGAACAAUAUGACGAUGGAAGUUGAUGCAUCGGGCUUUUAUAACAAUGAACAGAUUUUAUCAGAAGAAUGGGUUAAACAAUCAGCAACAUUAGGAGGUUCUAAUCUUCACGGUGAAUACGGUUAUCAAUUUUGGCUAAACACAGGAAAGGAGAAUGAUCCAUCCACACGGCGCUUACCCGAUGUACCAACAGAUAUGUUUUUUGCCAGUGGUUUUGAUGGUCAAGCAGUAUUUAUUAUUCCAUCGAAGAAGUUAGUUGUUGUUCGAUUAGGCUUGACAAAAACACCCGAUGAAGAGUAUGGUGCUAAUAAUUUUUUGAAAACGAUCAUAGAUGCAAUUAGUUAA
Adineta ricciae is the source of this 930-nucleotide messenger RNA. The record is from the annotation of a GenBank genome assembly. NCBI's taxonomy places the organism in Eukaryota, Metazoa, Rotifera, Eurotatoria, Adinetida, Adinetidae.